AUGUUUAAAGUGCAUGAUUGUGAGGACGAGCGAGAGCGUAAUAAACGUAAACCGUUCUAUAAAAAAGAGAAACUUGAUAAAGGUUAUUCUUCACUGUUGAUGUCAGCUGACGCUAGCGGAACAUUACCAAUAACAACUGAUUUUCAAAUAUUUAAAGGGAAAAAGAAACAUGGUUUCAAACUGAUCAAAACGAAGAACGAGAAAAAGUCAGUUGAUUACGAAGCGAAAGAAAGACGAUCCAGAUUGCUAGAACAGCUACGACUCAUUGUGGGUUGUCCACUUGAGGAGGCUGUCAAACGUAAUCCAUUAGCUAACAGCAGUGAAUUAGCUGUCCCAAAAUUUUUGAUCGAGUGUAUCGCAAUUAUUGAUCAAGGUCAUUCACAAGAAAAUAUUUAUCGUCAUGAAGCUGUUAAAAUUAAGCAAGCAGCUGAUUUAGAAUAUGCAUUGAAACAACCAUUGACAGCUGAAUUUGCUGCUAGUUUAUUGAAACGUUUUUUUAAAGAACUGCCUGAACCAAUUUUAACACAUGAACAGAUAAAUACAAUAAUUAAAAUUAUUACCGAUAGCGGUAGCGGAAUUACAAAUGCAACUAGCGAUUCCUAUGACACAACAAAAGCAAAUGAAGUCCAUCUUAUUCUACAAAAAAUACCCAAAUGUAAUCGUGAUACAUUGUAUGUAUUAUUCAAUCAUUUACAUCGAAUUAUUACGUCGUAUUCGGCAUCAGUAUUACUUUCAUCUGGUGGUACUAAUACAAAUAUGCAAACGCAAACAGUGAUUAGUUCAUUGGUAACUGUAUUGAAAAUAAAAGAACGAGUUGUCAAAUAUCUAAUUCAGAAUGUCAACGAAGUGUUUGAUAAACAGAAUAUCUCAACUAUCACAACCGUACCAAGAAUACCACUAAUGAAAAAUGUAUCUCGUUCAUCGUUGUUGCCAGACUCCAUUGAAGAGCUUGAAAAUGAAUUGACAAAACAAGAAAACAUAUUAAACAAGAUGCAUGAGGAUAUGCAAAAACAAACAACUUCGUCUACAUUCGGUACGACAACACCCACAAAUGUUGACAAAGAGAAAGAAGAACAACUAUGGGCGCAACAACGGAUGGUAACAGCGAUAAAACGAAAAAUCAAACAAGAAACGAGGCGUUUGCAACAAACAAUAUCAAAUCGACAAUCGUCAGCACUGAGUUUCGAUGCUAUGUCCCCGCUGACAUUCACAUCAAACACUCCUACUCAUCGAAAAUCAUUAGUCAAAGAUGGUCAAAUAUCUCCUUCUCAACAAGUUAUUAUUAUUGUGAAUAAAAAUAAACGAGAUAAUACACCAACAGCAGAACGAGUACGACAGUAUACAAUUGAAACACCCAAAACAGUUGAGUCGAGCAUCAGUCCAAGGACAGUAACUACUAAUGAUAGUAAGUUACAGUUAGGACAAAGAAGAAAAUCAGAUGAUGGUAAAUUGGAAACAGAUGAAAGUGGUAAUGAAGAUGAUAUAUUCAUAAAAACAUUAUUUAAAAACAAGGUGACCAUUAUGGAAAAGAAUGAUGAAGAUUCAAUGCAGUCUGAUUAUUUGAAAGAGAAAAUUUUAGAACAUCGUCUAGUAGCUAAACUAAAGAAACUGUAUGAAGCAUUUAUGCAUGAAAAAAAAACAUUGGAAAAACUGGAACAAAUGCAUCAUCAAUCAUCACAGUUUCUCGCGUCUCCUGAACAACAACUAUCUUCAUUUACCGAUGCUACUCCAGCAUUACCUCCACCACUUCCGCAACGUCCAUCUGAAAUUUCACAAUCAAAGCAAUCGAUACUACCAAGACCAUUAAACAAUGGAACCAUGAAAUUGUCAUUACCAUUACCUCAUAGUUUACCAUCGAGUAAUAAUGAAAUAACAUCACCCACAAAACUGAAAGAUGACACACUGGCUCAAAACUUCUCUUACACAUCGCCAGAUCAAAGAAUUUCAAUUUUACAAGAAUUGUUAAAUACCAUUAAACAAAAUAAUCAAUUAGAAAAUAUUCUUGUUCAAAAGCGAUAUAUUACAGUAAAUGAUGCUAAUUUAAAUGCUGGCGAGAAAAAAUUAAUAAAAAUUUUGGAAAAACGAUUUCCAGAAGCAACAAAAAUUUCUGUUAGUGAUGUUUCAGGUGGUUGUGGUGCUAGUUAUGAAAUCAAUAUUAUUUCAUCUAAAUUUAAAAAUAUGAAAACAAUUAAUCAACAUCGACAAGUUUCAGAAGCAUUAGCUGACGAACUACCAUCAAUUCAUUCGGUUCGAAUUUUUACAGCAACAGAUGAGAAUCACAUCGUUUAG
This is a messenger RNA of Didymodactylos carnosus, 2289 nucleotides long. Lineage: Eukaryota; Metazoa; Rotifera; Eurotatoria; Philodinida; Philodinidae. The record is from the annotation of a GenBank genome assembly.